CUCCCCCGCUCUUCACUCGCAGUCCUUGCCAAUGGCAUCCUCAGGCCUGGCAGGGGAUCUGAAGGCCGUGCUGGGGGGCCAGGGGCUGCCGGUGCUGGACUAUGACUCUGUGCCCUCAAAGGGCCCACCUGUGCCUGCACAGCUCAGGAAGAAUGUCUCCUAUAUCGUGCUGGCUGUCUUCUUCAACAACCAGGGUGAAGUGUUAAUGAUCCAGGAAGCCAAAAGAGAGUGCCAUGGAUCUUGGUACCUGCCUGCUGGGAGGAUGGAGGCUGGAGAAACCAUUCUGGAGGCACUGAGACGGGAGGUGAAGGAGGAGGCAGGUCUGGAGUGUGAGCCAUUGACACUGCUGGCAGUGGAAGAGCGAGGUCCCCGAUGGAUCCGCUUUGCUUUUCUUGCCCAGCCCACAGGUGGGAUCCUGAAGACUACUGAGGAGGCAGAUGAGGAGUCCCUGCAAGCUCGAUGGUACCCUCAAGCCUCCUUGCCCACUCCACUUCGUUCCCAUGACAUCCUGCCUCUCAUAAGACUGGGUUCCCACUAUUAUGAGAAAGCUAGAUACCCUUCUAUUCUGCCCCAAGAACUUCCCUGCAAGCUUAUCUGCCAGCGGCUCAUAGCAGCCUUUGCCAGUGCCAAGAAUAUCUGGGUGCUGGCAGGUACAGUGGGCAGUCUCCAUUUGCCCAUCACAGCCUGUGGACCUACCCUAUCAGACCAGAAUGGUAGCCUAAUGGUGUCUAUGUUUCGACUCCUAAAAGAGUGCUUGGCACUGCCCCAGCUAACAGUGAAGACCCAGGGGAUAGUGGGGCUGCAACAUCUGGGCAAGAACCAUGCUGAUGGUAUCUGCCUGAAUGUACUGGUAACAGUGGCCCAUAAAAACCCAGGUGUCCUGGACAAACCACCUGAGAUUCGAGGAAACAACUUCUCCUGGUGGCAGGUAGAAGAGGAAGGCUUGCGAAGUCACCUCCUACAGAGACUUCAAGAAGUGUCUGUUGUACCCAUCCACAGCUGAGCUGCUGGGAAAUGAGCACGUGUUUAGACACUGAUGCCAUUCAGCCAUGAUUUUGAAUCUUCUAGGUUGCCUGAGCCCACAGUGAUCUUCCUGAGGGCAGAUAAGGGCCUUUGGUUCUCAGGCCACCAUCUUUUUUCCAGCCUAUAGUGCUGCCUUUUGCUUGCCAAAAAGGACAAUGACUGAACUUGGGCAGAGAGUUCAGAGCCCAAUGCCUGGUCACCAAAGACAGAUUGAAAGCCUGCUCAUAUUAGAGCCUGAGACUAUUAAAAUGGCCUGGCUGCAGAUGGAAGUCAUGCCUACUAAUCUCUAGUGACCAUUUUGCCAAUGGUCAACACCUUUAACUUCUUGCACAGUGUUGAAGACUGUGUCAGCCAGUAGAAGGAUAAAAUGGAGGCCUCCCAGUGCUGCAGGGUGCCCUCUUUCUGAAUAAAUGGGUGUCUGACCAUAUCGUUGCCCUGCUCAAUGACAGCUCUAUAUGAACUCCUACCCCUGGUACCUAUGGCCUUCUACAACCUGACUUGUUCUUAAGCUUCUAGCCUUAUUUCAUACUUACUCCAUUCAUGAAGCCUACAUUCCCACCAAACCAGACUACUAGCUAUGAUGGCACUCAUCUCCCCUGUGUUUUUAUAUGAACUUGGAGUGCCCUUUAUAUCUAGUUCCUGGGAUCUUUGACUACUUCAUGGAUAAGCUCAGGUGCCACUUCCCUGUGAAGUAGUUACUGGCUCUCUCCCACCCCACUCCCAAGUUAAUUCUUUCAUUUACCUUGUAUUAAGCUUCUGUGUCUGUCCACAUGGUAGAAAUGUAAGCUCCUUGAAGGUAGGGACCUUUGCCAUGUUCCCUUAUAUCCAAACAUACACAUAGUAUAUAAGUGCUUAAUAAAUGUUGAAUCAAA
Gracilinanus agilis (Agile Gracile Mouse Opossum) is the source of this 1895-nucleotide messenger RNA. RefSeq names its product nudix hydrolase 18 (gene NUDT18). NCBI's taxonomy places the organism in Eukaryota, Metazoa, Chordata, Mammalia, Didelphimorphia, Didelphidae. Gene Ontology annotation, molecular function: magnesium ion binding; 8-oxo-GDP phosphatase activity; 8-oxo-dGDP phosphatase activity. Bases 32 to 1003 code for a protein of 323 amino acids. The record is from RefSeq and is a predicted model, not a curated record. The transcript is spliced from 3 exons.